CAGGAGGGUGGCAGAGCAAAGGAGGAAUGGACUGUGGGCCACCUGCAACCCUCCAGCCGCACCUGGCUGGACCACCUGGCUCUGCCCGCCGCCCAGUAGCAGUGUGCCAGCAGGAAAGCCUGUCCUUUGUGGAACUGCCCACCCUGCAUCCUCCGAGCCCAGUGUGCGUGGACCUUUUUCCCAUUGCUCCAGAGGAGCUGCAGGCUCCUGGCAGCCGUUGGUCCUUGGCAACCCCUGCCCCUCUCCAAGGACUGUUAUGGCCACCAUCCCCAGGAGGCCCAGAUACCCAUAUCUCCACCAGUGGAGGAAUGAGACCCAGCAGGGCUGGCAGCUGGCCCCACUGCCCUGGUGCCCAGCCCCCAACUCUGGUGGGACCCUGGAGCUCUCAACACAUGCAGCCUCAGCGCAGGGCCAGCCACGGUGGCUCAGAGAAGAAGUCAGCCUGGCGCAAGAUCCAAGUGUAUCAUAAUGAAGAGGCCACUGGUGGCACCGAGAUCCCCACGGGCCUUCUGGAGACUGGUCAGGCUGCACAAGAGCAGGCUCUGUGUGUGGAAGAGCCCAGGUCACAGGAGCUUUCUGGAAACACCAGAGGGGGCCUUGAGGCUCAGGAGCGAAGGAGAUUCUCAGCCUCCGAACUUAUGACAAGGCUGCACUCAUCUCUGCGCCUGGGGCGCACGGCCAGCAGGGCUCUGACCUCAGGAAUCACCCGGGAAGGGAAACUGCCUGUGAGGGAUUCUCGAAGAGCAGAGAUGAGGAUGGACAGCGUGUCGCUGCCAGCACCUGUCGACCCAAAUGAGGUCCAUGGUGGUCUCCUGGAACCCAGGCUGGAUACGCACGAAAAGCCUUCUCAGGAUCCCAGCAGCGCCACCGAGCGGCGCCAGUCCCGCUUCCUCCUUAACUCUGUCCUCUACCAGGAGUACAGCGACGUGGCCAGCGCGCGCGAGUUGCGACGGCAGCAGCGCGAGGAGGAGGGCCCCGGGGACGGGGCGGAGGGCGCGGAGGAGGGGCCCGGGCCACCGCGCGCCAACCUUUCCCCGAGCAGCUCCUUCCGCGCGCAGCGCUCGGCCCGAGGCUCCACCUUCUCGCUAUGGCAGGAUAUCCCCGACGUGCGCGGCAGCGGCGUCCUGGCCACGCUGAGCCUGCGCGACUGCAAACUGCAGGAGGCCAAAUUUGAGCUGAUCACCUCGGAGGCCUCCUACAUCCAUAGCCUGUCGGUGGCCGUAGGCCACUUCUUAGGCUCCAUGGAGCUGAGCGAGUGUCUAGGGACUCAGGACAAGCAGUGGCUAUUUUCCAAACUGCCCGAGGUCAAGAGCACCAGUGAGAGGUUUCUCCACGAUCUGGAACAGCGUCUGGAAGCCGACGUGCUGGGCUUCAGCGUGUGCGAUGUGGUUCUGCAGCAUUGCCCUGCCUUCCGCCGGGUCUACCUGCCCUAUGUCACCAACCAGGCCUACCAGGAGCGCACCUACCAGCGCCUGCUCCUAGAGAACCCCAAGUUCCCUGGCAUCCUGGCUCGCCUAGAAGAGUCUCCUGUGUGCCAGCGGCUGCCUCUCACCUCCUUCCUCAUCUUACCUUUCCAGAGGGUCACCCGCCUCAAGAUGCUGGUGGAGAACAUCUUGAAGCGGACGGCUCCAGGCUCCCAAGACGAGGACAUGGCCACCAAGGCCUUCAGUGCACUCAAGGAGCUGGUUCAGGAAUGCAACUCCAGUGUGCAGUCCAUGAAGAGGACUGAGGAACUCAUUCACCUGAGUAAGAAGAUCCACUUCGAGGGCAAGAUCUUUCCACUGAUCUCACAGGCCCGCUGGCUGGUGCGGCACGGGGAGCUGGUGGAGUUGGCUCCCUUGCCCGCUGCGCCACCCGCCAAGCUGAAGCUGUCCAGCAAGGCCGUGUACCUUCACCUUUUCAAUGACUGCUUGCUACUGUCCCGGAGGAAAGAGCUCGGGAAGUUUGCUGUUUUCGUCCAUGCCAAUAUGGCUGAGCUGCAGGUUCGAGACCUGAGCCUGAAGCUGCAGGGCAUCCCAGGUCACGUGUUCCUGCUCCGGCUGCUGCACGGGCAGCAUGCCAGGCACCAGCUACUCUUGAGAGCACGAACUGAAAGUGAGAAGCAACGGUGGAUCUCAGCCUUGCGUCCAUCCAGCCCCCAGGAGGACAAGCAGGUCAUCUGUGAUGGAGAAGACUGCCCCCAGGUCCAAUGUGUGAGGACCUACAAGGCUCUGCAGCCGGAUGAGUUGACCUUGGAGAAGACAGACAUCCUGGCCGUGAAGACCUGGACCAGUGAUGGCUGGCUGGAGGGUGUGCGCCUGGCCGAUGGUGAGAAGGGGUGGGUGCCACAGGCCCACGUGGAGGAGAUCAGCAGCCUCAGCGCUCGACUUCGAAACCUCCGAGAGAACAAGAGAGUCACCAAUGCCAGCAGCAAGCUGGGGGACCCGCCUGCCUGAUGCUCCCCUGAGGCCCAGCUGGGUCCACUCCCAUGCUGGGAGCUUCUGUGUGUCUGGGGGCUUCUCUGUAGGCGCUGGGUGGUAACAGUUCUGUAAACACACCCUGGCUGCCUCUGCUUGAUGUCUGAUCCCAGGGCCU
Messenger RNA from Phodopus roborovskii (desert hamster), 2574 nucleotides. It is a transcript of the gene Arhgef19, whose product is annotated as Rho guanine nucleotide exchange factor 19. The coding region runs from base 27 to 2435 and encodes 802 amino acids. The record is from RefSeq and is a predicted model, not a curated record. Lineage: Eukaryota; Metazoa; Chordata; Mammalia; Rodentia; Cricetidae. The transcript is spliced from 15 exons. Gene Ontology annotation, biological process: activation of GTPase activity; regulation of actin cytoskeleton organization. Gene Ontology annotation, molecular function: guanyl-nucleotide exchange factor activity; protein binding.